Mesoplodon densirostris (Blainville's beaked whale) is the source of this 2622-nucleotide messenger RNA. It is a transcript of the gene PNPLA7, whose product is annotated as patatin like phospholipase domain containing 7. NCBI's taxonomy places the organism in Eukaryota, Metazoa, Chordata, Mammalia, Artiodactyla, Ziphiidae. The transcript is spliced from 21 exons. Gene Ontology annotation, cellular component: endoplasmic reticulum. The record is from RefSeq and is a predicted model, not a curated record. Gene Ontology annotation, biological process: lipid metabolic process. Gene Ontology annotation, molecular function: phosphatidylcholine lysophospholipase A1 activity. Bases 406 to 2622 code for a protein of 738 amino acids.
GUCGGGAGCGCGCGAUCCCGGUGAGUCGCCGCCGAGCGCCCCGAAGUGGCAGGCCUGGGGGUCCGGUUCUGUGAGCAGAGGUGCUGGGGGCUUGAGCUCUGUCGCCUGUAAGCCUGGGAGGCGUGGGGAGACCGCCCUGGUCAGGGCUGGGCCGCAGAGCUGGGGUCAAGGCGCUGCUGGUCCUUGAGAAGACAUCUGAGAAGAAAGGGUUUCCCACGGGGCCGGCAGGGACCUUUGACCAGUGAGCAGAUGCAGGUGACGCUGCAUCUGCCUUCUGCUCCCUGACUUCUCCCGGUGGGAUUUCGGAAGAGACAACCCUCUCUUACUGUUGCCCUUCCAAGGGACCUGGGAGCCACAGGGUGAAGGCCCUAGACGGGGCUCCUCCCUGCGGCACAGAGGCCAGCCAUGGAGCAAGAGGGGGACGCCGGCCCAGAGCUGAUGGGUGUUGCAACUGGAAUCCUCCUGGCCCUGGCCCUUAUUGGCAUGACCAUCUUUUUUGUUGCGGAGCACAGGCUCCGGACGCACAGGCUCAUGCAGCCCACUCCUCAGUACAGGUUCCGGAAGAGAGACAAAGUGAUGUUCCACGGUAGGAAGAUCAUGAGGAAGGUAGCUCGUGCUGCAGGCCCAGGCCUCCUCCCCCUCGGAGGGGUCGGCACCAGCCGGCCUGUGCCCGGGGGCCGUGCAGGGGCUCUGGGGCUCAGGGAGAGCAUGGCUGGCUGGCACCGUGGGGCAGAUGCAGCUCGGGAGCUGGGGGACAGCAGGGGGCAGCGGCUGCCCGAGGAGGCUGGCCGGUGCCCGGGCCACACCGCACCGUACAAAACGGUGUCUGCCCACACUGCUGUCCCAUCCACCAUCCUCCGGCUUCCAGCUGUGGCUUUUCAAGGAGUUUCUGUGAAACAUCCUGAAGCCCUGGUGAGGGUGUUGCGGAUCAUCAUGGUGCGGCUGCAGAGGGUCACCUUCCUGCCUCUGCACAACUACCUGGGCCUGACCACGGAGCUCUUCAGCCCUGCGAGUGUUCUCGGCGCCCUAACCCCAGACAUGGCCUGCCUGUCCCGCCUCGUGCUAGACGCCCAAGAGGUGGACGGAGCAGGACUGCAGCCCCCAGGGGGGUCAGCGCCCUUUGCCCUGAGCCCCCAGAGGAGUUGCUCCCCCGCAUCAACGGGCUUCUGCCAUUUGAGUCAGAGCUGCACAGACGCACAGGCCCUGCUGCUGACCAGCGCCAGCAAAAGACAGCGCCUUGGCUCUGCUGCUCUGGACAGUAUCCACGAGUACCGGCUGUCCAGCUGGCUGGGGCAGCAGGAGGACAUCCACCGGAUCGUGCUCUGCCAGGCGGACAGCACGCUCACGCCCUGGACCCAGCGCUGUAUCCGGCAGGCCGACUGCAUCCUUAUCGUGGGCCUGGGUGAGAAAGAGCCCACGGUGGGCGAGCUGGAGCGGGUGCUGGGGACCGCGGCUGUGCAUGCCCGGAAGCAGCUGGUCCUGCUGCACUGGGAGGACGGGCCUGCACCGGCCCGCACUGUGCAGCGGCUCAACACGCGGGGCUGGUGCUCCGGCCACCUGCACCUCUGCUGCCCUCGCCGCGUCCUCUCCAGGAGGAGCCUGCCCAAGCUGGUGGGGCUGUCCGAGCGGGUCUGCCAGAGGCCCCCAGACCGGCGCUCGGACUUCUCCCGCCUGGCGCCGGUGCUGACCGGCAACGCCGUCGCCUUGGUACCCGGGGGAGGGGGAGCGAGAGGCUGUGCCCAGGUGGGCAUCAUCGGGGCCCUGACGGAGUGUGGCAUCCCGGUGGACACGGUCGGAGGGACGUCCGUCGGGGCCUUCACGGGCGCCCUGUGCUCUGAGGAGCGGAACUACAGCCAGAUAUGGAUCCGGGCCAAGCAGUGGGCUGAGGAUGUGAUGUCGAUGGUAAAGACCAUGCUGGACCUGACCUACCCCAUCCCCUCCGUGUUCUCGGGGGCUGGUUUCAACAGAAGCAUCUGUAGCGUCUUUAAGGACAGGCAGAUCGAGGACCUGUGGAUCCCCUACUUCACCGUCACCACGGACAUCGCAGCCUCUGCCAUGCGGGCCCACACAGACGGCUCCCUGUGGAGGUACGUGCGUGCCAGCUUGUCCCUGUCGGGCUACACGCCCCCGCUCUGCGACCCCAAAGAUGGACACCUGCUGAUGGACGGGGCCUACAUCAACAACCUCCCAGGUACUGUGGCGGAUGGGGAGCGGCCGCCCGGCCCCGCCUCAGCUCCACGGCUCCUGCGCGCCGGGGGUUACAGACGUGCGCACGCUCGGCGCCGCGCGCUCCCAGCAGAUGGCUCCAUUUGUCGGCUCAGCAGUGCUCAGAACCAGGCCAGCCCUGGCUCCACCCCAGCUUCCCCCAGCUCUGACCCGUCACCCCAGGGCCUCGCUGAGAUCGUAUCACGUAUCAAGCCUGCCAAGGUGGCUGCAGUGGACGAUGAGUCUGACUACCAGACCGAGUACGAGGAGGUGCUGCUGGGCGGCCCCAAGGACUUCCAGAGUGCCCCAGCUGACCUGGGCUCCGACUCAGAGGACGCGCCCUCGCUUCGGCAUCGGCACUCCUGUCUGGCUUCCCCCGAACCAUCCCAGGCCUCCUCAUCCCCCCUGGCUCUCUGA